AUGGGUCAUCAAGAAAGUAAAACAUGUUAUACUAGCUUAGAUGAUGAAACUAUUGAACGUCUUACAAAAAAUACAAAAUAUACAGAAGAACAAAUUCGUGAAUGGCAUGCAUCAUUUUUACGAGAUUGUCCAAAUGGAAAACUAACAUCACAACAAUUUGUAGAUGUUUAUAAAAAGUUUUAUACAGAAGCUGAAGCUGAAAAAUAUAGUUAUCAAGUAUUUCGUACAUUUGAUAUAGAUCAAAGCGGUUUUAUUGAUUUUGUUGAAUUUUUACUUGCUGUUAAUAUUAAUGCUAAUGGAGAUAUACGUGAUAAAUUACAUCUUGCUUUCGAUAUUUAUGAUAUAAAUGGAGAUGGAAAAAUUGACAAGAAAGAAAUGACCAAAGUGAUUACGGCUAUUUAUGAUCUCUUAGGUGAAGAACAUCGUAAAGGAGAUAAUUCACCUGAAAAUCGUGUGAAAAUAAUCAUGGAAAAAUUAGAUAUAAAUGAUGAUAAAUCUAUCUCACGAGAUGAAUUUGUUGACGGUUGCCUUAAAGACGAUAUUCUUCGACAAUUAUUGGCACCUAAUGUUUAA
Molecule: messenger RNA, 573 nt
Organism: Rotaria sp. Silwood1
Lineage: Eukaryota; Metazoa; Rotifera; Eurotatoria; Philodinida; Philodinidae
Source: the annotation of a GenBank genome assembly